This is a messenger RNA of Callorhinchus milii (elephant shark), 3496 nucleotides long. It is a transcript of the gene tmprss15, whose product is annotated as transmembrane serine protease 15. The record is from RefSeq and is a predicted model, not a curated record. Gene Ontology annotation, biological process: proteolysis. The transcript has 25 exons. Gene Ontology annotation, cellular component: membrane. The coding region runs from base 81 to 3161 and encodes 1026 amino acids. Lineage: Eukaryota; Metazoa; Chordata; Chondrichthyes; Chimaeriformes; Callorhinchidae. Gene Ontology annotation, molecular function: protein binding; serine-type endopeptidase activity.
ACCAACAGUAUGCCACAGCGACCAGCGGCCGCUGAGCUGGGCUUGAUUUAGGCGGAGGUACCGAGGUGAACGUUGGCAGGAUGUGUAAAGGCAGGAGGAUGGGGAGACCUGCCUUCAGUUCCUUGGAGCUGAUGCUCAUCAGCCUCUUUGCCAUCCUGUUGGUGGUCUGCGCAGGUUUGAUCGCGGUCAGCUGGCUCGCCAUCCACGAAUCCCAGUCAGUCGAUAACCAGACCUCUUCACACUCGACUGGAGGCAACUUUAAGAUAACCCAAGGAGCAACGUAUCAGAUUGAAUUGGAAGACAAGCAAUCCAAUGAAUUCAAAGAUCUUGCUCGUGAUGUUGAAAAGAUGAUAAACAACAUCCUAUCGCAGAGUGGACUGACGGAAGAGUACAGAAGUUGUGAGGUGCUGCAGUUCAGGAAUGGGAGUGUGGACGUGUGGUUCAGCCUACAGUUUUCCGCCCUAGUCCAGGACGAGGAGGUCCACAAAGAGAUGGUGUCCAGCAUCGAGGCCAACGAGGGAGGCAUCCUGGGAAAUUUCGUAAUUGACGUUAAUAGCGUCGAUAUCAAACCACCUGAACGGACGACCCAAGCUCCGAGCACCAAGAUUCUGACAACUCCAAUAUCAGGUAACUGCUCAGAGGGAUAUCGACAGUGCAGCAACGGGAACAAGUGUAUCGAGACCAAGCUGUUCUGCAACGGGGAGGCUGACUGUCCGGACAGUUCAGACGAGAACGUGGACGAUUGUGCUACACCCUGUGAUGGAAGAUUCCUUCUCAGCGGCCGCACCGGUUCCUUCCAUUCCAUCAAUUUCCCCAAACCAUACGAUCCGAAUGUCGUCUGCCGAUGGAUCAUCAGUGUGGGCCCUGGCCUGUAUAUAAAGGUGAACUUCACUGCCCUCCAGACUGAGAAAGACUAUGAUUUCCUGACCUUUUAUGAAGGAAUAGGCAAUGCAACACAAUUCAGCGCCUCAGUCUCCGGUGACAGUCCCACCACCGUGAGGUUGUUUUCUAAUCGUGCCACGGUGGAAUUUGCGUCUGAUGAAACUCCUAAUGAGUAUACCGGUUUCAAUGCAACUUACACUGUGUUUAACAUCAGCACAAUCGACGAUCAGGAGAAAGUGCAGUGUGAUUUCCAGGACGGCUUCUGCUAUUGGAAGCAAUGUCAGUUGGACCAGGGGGACUGGGAGAGGUACACCGGGCCACAGUACCCCCCCUUUACGGGGCCCAUUUUCGAUCACACGUACGGAAACGAGUCGGGCUUUUACGCUGUGACGCCGAUGAAACCGUCCCGUGACCCCAGAGAGAUCUCUCUUCUGAGUCCCAUGUUAUCCCUGGCCCGCCAGCCUUCCUGCCUGAGUUUCUGGUACCACAUGUACGGCUUCCAGGUUUCCCGAUUGACCGUCUACCUCGUCGUCGACUCCAUCCGGAUCCCAACGGCGUUCCGGCAAGAAGGUGACUACGGCAACCACUGGUACCGCGGGCAGCUGACCCUAAACCGGACCACGUCGGUCCAGGUUAUCUUUGAAGCCGUAAAAAAUUCUGGUGAUGAGACCGAUAUCGCUCUGGACGACAUCGCUCUAACCAGCGGCGGGUGUGAGGACAGUGGGCAGCCGGAGCCCACCAACGUGCCCAAGCCCACCGAUCCUCCAGCGGGCUCCACUGACUGUGGUGGUCCAACGGUGCUGAGGGAACCCAACACAACCUUCAGCUCAAUGAAUUACCCAAACAACUACGUGAACAAAGCAUUUUGCACGUGGUAUGUGAUCGCCGACGAGGGUAAAAAUAUCCACCUCCAUUUCCAAAACUUCUCUUUGGAAAAGAUCGCUGACGUGGUGGAAGUGAGAGACGGCUGGGGAGAAGGAUCAUUGUUGAUGGUGGUCUACACAGGAUCUGAUCCAGUUUCUGAUCUUUACUCCACCACGAGCAAAAUGACCGUAUUAUUCAUCUCAGAUAACUCAGGGACCAAGACAGGAUUCCUGGCUAACUUCACCACUGGAUAUCACCUGGGCUUGCCUGCUCCUUGCAAGCCCGUUGAGUACCAGUGUGAGAGCGGAGAGUGCAUCCCGAUGGACAACCUGUGCGAUGGCCAGAAGCAGUGCCCCAACGGUGACGACGAGGAGCAUUGCGUGCGUCUGCUGAACGGGUCUCGGAGCAGUGAUGGGCUGGUGCAGUUCAACGUGAGGAGUGAGUGGUACUCAACAUGUUCCGACGACUGGCCACAAGAGGCGGCGAAUGCGGUGUGCGUCACGUUGGGUUUCAGGGACAACAACAACACUAGGAUGGUGGCUGCCAUGGGCAACGAGUCCUUAGUGAAGGUGACAGUGUCCCCUGAUGGAGGGCUGGUGGCAACCCCCAGUCAGAGCUGUUUGAAUAAGUCAAUGAUGCACGUGACAUGUAAUAGUAAACUGUGCGGAACACGGCUGGUUCAACCAACGGAGAGUGAGAGGAUUGUGGGCGGGGUGAACGCUACCGUGGGGAGCUGGCCCUGGAUCGUGUCGCUGUAUUUUGGGUCCCAGCACUCAUGUGGGGCAUCGGUGGUAAACGAAGAAUGGCUGGUCACAGCAGCUCACUGUGUCUACGGGAAGACCUCUAGUCUGACCCUCUGGGCAGCACUGGUCGGACUUCACAGCCAUCUGAACCCGACCUCGCCUCAGACACAGAAACUAAACGUUGACCGGAUCGUGAUGAACCCGCACUAUAACAAGCGGUCGAAAGAUAGCGAUGUGGCCCUCAUCCACCUGGGCCGAGCACUGACAUACACAGCGUACAUUCAACCCGUCUGCCUGCCAGACAGGAGCCAGUUCUUCCCAUCAGGAUUGAAGUGCACCAUUGCGGGUUGGGGUUAUGCCUCAGAGAACGGUUCACCAGUCAAUAUCCUGCAGGAAGCAGUUGUUCCACUCGUCGCCAAUGACAAGUGCCAGGAGCAGUUGCCCCAGUACAACAUCACAGGAAACAUGCUGUGCGCGGGUUAUGAAGAAGGCAACAUAGACACGUGUCAGGGAGACUCCGGAGGACCUCUGGUGUGUGAGGAGGACGGGAGGUGGUUCCUGGCUGGAGUGACCUCCUUCGGUUCGGGCUGUGCACGGCCUCAAAGUCCCGGAGUUUACGCCCGGGUCACGGAAUACCUGGACUGGAUACAGGACGUCACGCAGUUAGACUGAACGCCCAGAGUGUGCUCCGUCGCUGGGCUAAGGUUUCAGAGCGAAGCCUUACCGCACAAAAGCUGCUGCUUGACUCUCCAUUAAAACCCCCGCACAACUUUACGAGAUCGGUUCGUUUGAAGGAGGCCUUUCCAACCCACCUAUCGUCGGGUUCGCAGAACGCAGUGUCCCGUCAACCUACCAUCAACCGCAUCCAACUAAAUGGUUCCAAGAUCCUAAGUGGCUUCAACCACCCACCCUCCCAGGUAUAAACCUGUUCCGAUUGCAUGAAGACAGCAGCCAUGGGCUGAGAGCUCAGUCUAGCGCACAAUUUCAGGACAGACCUGGAAGUGUUU